UCACCUUUUCUGUGUACAAACCGCAACAGAGAAUAGCAAGGUCCACACAGUUCGAGAAUGUCAUUAUUUAUAGUAGGGUCCACACAGUUUGUGAUCUAGAAUAGCUGGGUCCGCACAUUAGUUCCCGAACGAAAAGGCCGGAACCAACCAGUCGUUUGCGAACGAACGACAUUUACAGAAAAUGGCGUCUAGAUCAGUUCGUUCACUUAGUUAAAUCGUUCGUUUCGUCCGUUCGUUCGCGAACGAUUCACCUCUAUAUUGCAUAUCACUAUAGCAACAGCAUGUGUUACGAGGUUUUCCAAACCGAUUAGUUAUAAUACGAAUUAUAAUAAGUUUAGUUCUUUUAUGCCAGCUUAUUUUAAUCAAGAAAUACAUUGCAAUAUUAAUACCAUCUCAAGUAUCAAAGAAAAAAAUGGACUCAUCUGUGGCAGAAGCAAGUAACCACUUGGGAAUAAAUUUAUACAAAUUGUUGGCCGAGGAAAACACCAAUGUUUUCUUUUCACCAUUCAGCAUCUCUACAGCUUUAGCCAUGCUGUUUUGUGGUGCUCAAAAUGAAACAGCUGAGGAAAUGAGAAAAGUGUUAGGAUAUGAAAUUGCUAACAUCAAAGAUGAAGAACUCAAGCAUUGUUUUCAGAAGCUUCUUGAUACAUUUGACAUUAACCAGGAAUCUUACACUUUAAAUUAUGCUAACAGUGUUCUCAUUUACAAAGAUUUCUCUGUAAAAGAAGAAUACAAAUCACUCUUGAAAGAUUUCUUUAAGGCCUUUUUCCAGGAGGUUGAUUUUAUAAAUGAAAGCGAAAAAGCAGUUAUGUUGGUAAAUGAGUGGGUUAAUGAUAAAACUAAUAAUAUGAUUCCUAAGCUUUUGGAUUCCCUGGAUCCUUCUACUGUGAUGAUAAUUCUUAAUGCUGUAUAUUUUAAAGGGCUUUGGUCCCAUCCGUUCGAUGAAAAGAGUACCUUUAAGCAGUAUUUCUAUAAUAAAGGUGAUGAGGAUGAUUACAAACAAGUAGAUAUGAUGCACUUGAAAGAUAAAUUUUAUUUUGUGGAAAAGGAAUCGUAUAAGGCACUCCAGCUUCUUUAUAAAGGAGAUGAUAUAUCUAUGCUUAUUCUGCUACCUAACUCCAAAGAUGGCUUGAGAGAAUUGGAGAAUUCUCUGAGUUCCACUCUCAUUCAGGAUCUAAAGGAAAAUAUGCGGGACACAAAAGUGGAAGUAGCACUUCCAAAAUUUAAACUCGAGUACUCAAAAUCAUUGAAAGAGAAAUUUGAAAGCCUGGGUUUGAAUCUAGUAUUUAAUAGUGGUGCUCAUCUUAAUGACAUCAAUGAUUCGGGGGAUCUUCUGGUUUCUGAAAUCAUCCACAAAGCUGUUCUUGUAGUGAAUGAAGAAGGCAGUGAAGCUGCAGCUGUCACAGCUGUUAUGAUGAUGAGAUGUGCACUGAUAUUUAACCAACCAGAAUUUAUUGUAGAUCAUCCUUUCAUGUUUGUGAUAUACAAUAAUAAGAAUAAUCUCAUCCUUUUUAUGGGCAGAGUAGAUGAAUUAUAAUUAGAAUAUAUAGAUGGCAACUAAAUUUCCUUACACUUGUAUUUUAAGAUUUCUUUAAAGGUGCAAUUGUAAGAUAAUGUAAGCUUUAUUGUAAUUGAUGGCAAGACAUGCUUUUGAGUGUUAGAAAAGAAUAUUUUCAUUAUAUUGUUAUAAUAUGGAAUUUUUAGUAUUCUAUUUUAUUCGUGUAUCACCUCAUCAACAAUUUUUCUUGAUAACAUUUCUUUUUUUGAGGAAAAUAUACACUUACAACACUUAUUAAGUAACACUGUCAAUUAGUAAUAUUCUAAAUAUUACCCAGUAUUAUAGUCUGUGUAUUUUCUACAGGUGGUUCAAGAUCACAUUUUCUACCACAUUACUGGUACCAGACAACCAAUAAUGAUGUAGAAAAUGUGACCUUGAACCGCCUAUUGAAAAUACACAGACUAUAAAUUGAAUACUCUAUAUUUCAUAUUUUCUCUUAUUCCUUAUAUGCUAAUGCAAGCUAGAAGGGAUUAAAAUAAAAUUUCUUUUUUGUUUAUUUAUUAAUUAUUGUUUUUAAUAUAAUUUUUAUAUCUAUCCAGUUAUUAAAUAAAUUUUAUAAACCUUUUCAUUUUGUAUCACAUAUUAUUUGUGAAUUUCUUAAUGAAAUAGGUAGCAGUAUUGUGAUAAUCAGCUAUUGUCAACUUUAGCUGGAUUCAGUAGUGAUAUAUGUAUUAUGUUGAAAAAAGUAAAUUAUCAUUAAUUCUUUAGCUGCUGUUAAAUUAUUUUACAUUUUUUAUAAAUCUACUAUUUUUUAUAAAUUAUAAAUUUCACUAUUUUUUUAUAAAUUUUUAUGUGCUGUAAUCUGUGAUCACACAGCUUAUGAAAUUGUUAUAUCUUAUGGAAAUAGAACUUGAAUUUGUGGCAUUUUUUAAAUUUGUUGUUUAUAAGUCAUUAUAAUAAUCAUGUAGUUGUUUAUUUGUUAUGUAAUUAUAUAUAAAAUAUAUCUGUGUGAGCUAUGUAGAUAAUUUCUGUUAUAGCAGUUAAUAAAUGUUAAACGAAAUGGUUGAAUUCUGUUUGUAAACAGAUGUCUCUUUCAAAGGCUGCAUGACUGUUUCUAUUAGUUCCUGAUAUAAAACGACUGAGAUUACAAUAUUUUCAGAUUGUAUUUUAUUGUUUAGAAAUUUAUAUGUCUGUAGCUAAAGAAUGUUAUUCAAGGUUAGAAUUUAUGCAAGAUGUUUAAUAAAUAUGAUUUUAA
Messenger RNA from Argiope bruennichi, 2753 nucleotides. RefSeq names its product intracellular coagulation inhibitor 1-like. Gene Ontology annotation, molecular function: serine-type endopeptidase inhibitor activity. Bases 413 to 1537 code for a protein of 374 amino acids. The transcript has 2 exons. The record is from RefSeq and is a predicted model, not a curated record. NCBI's taxonomy places the organism in Eukaryota, Metazoa, Arthropoda, Arachnida, Araneae, Araneidae.